Molecule: messenger RNA, 459 nt
Organism: Vicia faba (fava bean)
Lineage: Eukaryota; Viridiplantae; Streptophyta; Magnoliopsida; Fabales; Fabaceae
Source: the annotation of a GenBank genome assembly
AUGUCAUUGGUGGCGAACGAAGAGUUCCAGCACAUCCUGCGUGUGCUGAACACCAACGUCGAUGGAAAGCAGAAGAUAAUGUUUGCAAUGACCUCCAUCAAGGGUAUUGGAAGGCGAUUUUCUAACAUUUGCUGUAAGAAAGCUGAUAUUGACAUGAACAAGAGGGCCGGUGAGUUGAGUGCUGCAGAGUUGGAUAAUUUGAUGACAGUGGUUGCCAACCCUCGUCAAUUCAAGAUACCUGAUUGGUUCUUGAAUAGGAAGAAGGAUUACAAAGAUGGCAAAUUCUCUCAAGUUGUCUCCAAUGGACUCGACAUGAAGUUGAGGGACGAUUUGGAGAGACUCAAGAAAAUCAGAAACCACCGUGGUUUGAGGCAUUACUGGGGCCUUCGUGUUCGUGGUCAACAUACCAAGACUACUGGACGUAGGGGAAAGACUGUUGGUGUCUCAAAGAAGCGAUAA